Aricia agestis (brown argus) is the source of this 1316-nucleotide messenger RNA. Its product is annotated as 3'(2'),5'-bisphosphate nucleotidase 1. The coding region runs from base 241 to 1281 and encodes 346 amino acids. Lineage: Eukaryota; Metazoa; Arthropoda; Insecta; Lepidoptera; Lycaenidae. The record is from RefSeq and is a predicted model, not a curated record. Gene Ontology annotation, biological process: phosphatidylinositol phosphate biosynthetic process. Gene Ontology annotation, molecular function: 3'(2'),5'-bisphosphate nucleotidase activity. The transcript is spliced from 7 exons.
AUUAUUCCAUAAUCCAUUGUUAUUCUAAAAUUCUAAAUUCUACGUUUACGUACGGUACAUAGCGAUAAAAUUAUAUUUUCCAUUAUCUCAUUGUUGGGAGCUAAGAUACGUUGUUGUAUUUAGGGUACCCGUUUUAUGUGAGCGCCCAUUACAAUUAAAAAUACCUUUAAGUAAUGUUCGCAAUUCAAGGGUAAAUCCUAGUGUAUUUAUAUCAAAACAUUGAUAAAAAGCGAUUAUAAAAUGUCUGCAAAUGUUCCUUUAGUCGUAAGAUUACUAGCUUCGUCAGUAUCGGUCGCGGGAAGGGCAGGGAAAAUAGUUCGGGAUGUUAUGAGCAAGGGCGAACUCGGCAUUGUCGAAAAGGCCAAAGAUGAUUACCAAACCGAAGCAGACAGGUCUGCACAGAAGUGUAUCAUUGCUUCACUGUCUGCUCAGUUUCCUAAGGUGAAUAUUAUUGGUGAAGAGGAGCAAUGUCAAAGUAGCGAGGAAGAAGUCACAGACAGUAUAGUCUUAGAGGCAGAUAAAGAAAUUUUGAGACUAGAUUGUCCGGCGAGCUUGAAAAGUGUCAAAGAAGAGGACAUUGUUGUUUGGGUGGACCCCCUGGAUGGAACAUCAGAAUAUACACAAGGUGCUCUUAUGUUGAAGAGAGAUCCUUGGGAAAGAUGGAAAAUGUAUUUGACUCAUCCGCUAAUAAGCAUCAAGUGGUACUUAAGUUUGCUCCAAUCGAACUUUGGAUUUCUGGAACAUGUAACGGUGCUGAUCGGUAUAUCGGUGAACGAGCAGCCCGUAGCAGGGGUUAUACAUCAGCCGUACUACAGGAGCCUGGUGGCGGGGGAGAAGAUCCUGGGGCGGACGAUCUGGGGCCUGCAGGAGGUGGGAGUGGGGGGGUUCACCCCGGCGCCGCCCCCCGACUCGCUCGUAAUCACCACCACCCGCAGCCACUCCAACCCCGUGGUGGAGAAGGCCCUGCAGGUCAUGAACGCUAGCCAGAUCUUGAGAGUUGGCGGAGCUGGUUAUAAGGUUCUGCAGCUGCUAGAGGGCGCGGCGUCGGUGUACGUGUUCGCGAGCGCGGGCUGCAAGAAGUGGGACACGUGCGCGCCCGAGGCCGUGCUGCGCGCCGCCGGCGGCCGCCUCACCGACAUACUCGGCAACUGCUACAAGUACGGCCCUGAGGUGGGCCAUCCGAACGCGACGGGCGUGCUGGCGGCCGCCACCGCCGAGCUGCACGCGUUCGCGCUCAGCAAGAUACCACAGGAGCUCAAGGACAAACUCGCAUGUAAAUAGUGUAUACUGGCUAAUAUUAUAUUAUGUGGAGGCUA